This is a messenger RNA of Staurois parvus, 271 nucleotides long. The record is from the annotation of a GenBank genome assembly. NCBI's taxonomy places the organism in Eukaryota, Metazoa, Chordata, Amphibia, Anura, Ranidae.
UGUUAUUGGUCACAGCUUGUCACAUGGUACAAGGCUGUUGUGAAUAGCCUUGUACCAUGUGACCUCUGUGAUCAUUCACAGAUUUCACACGUAGUAAGCAAUGAUGCCAAUCAGUGAUCACAUAAUUGGAUCUUGUACAGUGGUCCCGUCCGACGUCAUUGAGAAGUACUGAGUGAGCUGUGAUUGGUCACAGCUUGUCACAUGGUACAAGGCUGUUGUGAAUAGCCUUGUACCAUGUGACCUCUGUGAUCAUUCACAGAUUUCACACGUA